Hyla sarda is the source of this 3054-nucleotide messenger RNA. RefSeq names its product zinc finger protein 692-like. Gene Ontology annotation, molecular function: chromatin insulator sequence binding. The record is from RefSeq and is a predicted model, not a curated record. Gene Ontology annotation, cellular component: kinetochore; chromosome. Lineage: Eukaryota; Metazoa; Chordata; Amphibia; Anura; Hylidae. Gene Ontology annotation, biological process: regulation of transcription by RNA polymerase II. Bases 15 to 2507 code for a protein of 830 amino acids. The transcript has 13 exons.
ACUAAUACUCAAUCAUGGGAUCUUUCGCCAAUCUCCGAUUCCACCACUGUGGAGAAUUCCAUUUCACCGGCACGUACAGCGCAGGAAGUACAUCAUGGUAUGACGGCGUCUACUCCAAAAAAUGGAGAGCGGGGAGGAAGCACAAACGAACAAGGCAAAAGAAACCCACAUGGGAGUGUGAAGGAGAAGAAAAUACAUUAAAUCUACCAAUUUAUAACUUGUCAAUGAAAGUUCUCUCAGAGACUCAGAUGACUGUACUUGCAAAGGGACUUUCUUUCGAACAGCAUAGACUUGGACGAAUUUGUGGAUCUUGGGCACAAGAAUGUUUUUUUACUCCUAAAGAAGCAGAUUAUAUUAAGGAAGCUACUCGGCGAGAGAAAAGGCGUCUUCUAGAUGCUCAGCGAGGAAAGUGCAGAGUCCGUCUUGGCUCUCACCUUGAUGAAUGGUGUGCCCUAAAAGAUCGUUUGGGCUUUUCUCUGCACUCUCAACUUGCCAAAUUCUUAUUGGACAGUUAUAAGACAUCUACUAACCCUGGAACUCAAGUUCCAAAAGCAAUCACCCUGCUUUCUGUGUCUAUCCCAUCUCUUCAUCGCCUGGCUCUCUUAUGUCACCAACAUGGCAGAAACUGUAAUUCUCCCCCCACCAUCUUGGCACAGCCAUCUUCAACAGAAGCCUCUGAAACACCAGUUCUAUUAUGGGGUUGCAAUAAUCAUCAGUUUCAUUGGGAUCCACAUGAUUACAGCACAGGGCUUGGUGGUAAUAGUACAGAGAAAGAUAUCACCAACCUUUCAUCCAUGCAACAAAACAGGACAGGUGGGCAAGAGAAAGUCCUUAAGAUAACUGCAGAGUUAGAGAUAGAACCACACAGCACUUAUGUACAAGAAAAGUUAUCCGGGAAACAGUCCUCAAGUGAUACAAGUUCUAAAACAUGUCCAGACAAUUCUAACGUUCAUCCACAACAAUGUAAUGAUGGAGAUAGAAAAACUGAGUGCACUUCAGAAGAGGGAAGGCAUAUAACCCCUGAAAUAAAAGGACCAAUGAAAACCAAGGAAUCUAAAGAGCAGCAGGAAUUAACAGUAUCUGAUGAGGGUUUCUGCCAAAGCAUACAACUUGAAUUACCAGUCUUUGGAGACUCAGAUGUUACAGGACAUCAGUGUGUUCAGGUGUCUGAAGAUAUUCAUGAGAGCAUCUCCAGGGACAUAACCAAAAAGAAGCCUGCAACACCUAGUUUUGGUCGAGCAUGCCGACAUCAGAGAACUCCUAACCAGUUCUCACAGUCCUACCAGCAAGCCUUAAUGAGUGAAUCAAAGACAUCUUUGUCCUGCCCUUGCAGAAGGUCUCCUCGUGGUAACAAAGGUUGUCGCACAAAAGCAGUUGUGAAGGAACAAGUAUCUCAAUUUAAAGUUGAGCUUCCAAGCAGUGUGGCCAGAGAAAUCGGUGACGUGAAAGGCCAAGAUGUUAAUAUACUUUUUGGAUCAGCUCCAAAUACCAAUCUCUCAAAUAGGAUAAGUCAUGUUCAAGAGUCCUUACCAGAAGACGUUACCAGACAAAAAACUCCUUCAGAGAACUUUAAAGGUUUAGCUGCUGUUGAAGAACAUCAGGAGUCACCUCCAGCAGAGUCACAGAAUGAUAAUGUACUAAUGUCAAGAGCAAGUGGGGAGGAGGAACAGAAGACUCAAAUGGAACCACAUAAAAAUGAGGGACAGGAGCCACAGAGUAGCCAGAGCAGAGGCCUAAAGACAAGCUGUCGCAAAUCUCUUAUAGAUGAGGAACUGGCACAAAUAUGCAAGAAGAGAAUCAGGAAAGCUGCCAAACCGCAGGAGCUGCUAAUGUGUGAAUAUGAUAACUGCGGGAAAAUCUUUUCAAAGCGACAGUACCUAAAUUAUCAUCAAAAAUACCAGCACAUGAACCAGCGCACUUUCUGCUGCUCAGUGACUGAGUGUGGGAAGACAUUCAACUUUAAAAAGCAUCUUAAAGAACAUGAGAAAAGACAUAGUGACCAGAGGGACUUUAUAUGUGAAUUCUGUGCACGUGCAUUCCGAAGCAGUAGUAACCUCAUCAUACACCGACGCAUUCAUACGGGGGAGAAGCCACUUCAGUGUGAGUUCUGCGGCUUUACUUGUAGGCAGAAGGCUUCCCUGAACUGGCACAUGAAGAAACAUGAUGCUGAUUCAUUCUAUAACUUCCCCUGUGAUAUUUGUGGUCAGAGGUUUGAGAAGAGGGAUAACCUUGCUGCUCAUAAAAGUCGUAAGCACCCAGCCCCCCGGGAGACAGGACCUCAAGACAUCUCUCAGCGUAUCACCUCCCCCAUGGAUAAUGCAUGCCAAGCUGAAGCCAGCUGUAAAAAUGAUCACACAGAAAGACUGACAAAAGACUUUAACCAGAAGAUGGCACCAACAUCUCCAGGGAGUGCAAAAGAGACUCUCUUUCCAGAAUAUCUGGAUUUACCCCAGAGUGUGCAGGAAGUGCCCCAGACUCCAGAAGUAUCACUAGUGAUUGUCGUGUAGUAUCAAACCAACACUAAUAUUGAGCAUGUUAAUAUGGAAGGAGAGCUAAUCCUGAUAGCCAGUAAUGGGUUACAGUGAUCUUUCACUGAAGGACAACAUGUAUACACUGAUGAGGACUAGGUAUAAUGGGUAAGGAUAAAAUCAAAUAAACUAUUUCUGUUUUUAUUCACACAGUCACUCUUCAGUAUGUAUUUAAAUAUGUAUACAUAUAAGUUAAAAGAGUACUGUACCAAAAACAUACGCAUACAUGUUCAUCAGGAUAGAUGCAGGUGGGUUUGUUAGCUAAAACACAGAAAGGCAGUAAUGUUGCCAUCUACCCAGCUUAACCCCUUAAGGGGGUAUUCUGGCCAUAGACAUCUUAUCCCACGGGGGGCCCGAUGUCUAAGAUACGCAAUUUUAGACUUUGGUAUUCUUUUAUGUAUACGCCAUUGACCGCACGGUUUAAUUAACAUAAUGUUUUUAUCGUUCAGACAUUUAUGCACGCAGCAAUACAACAUAUGUUUAUUUUUAUUAUGUUUACAUAUUUUUUAUAUGGGAUUUGGGAAAA